This is a messenger RNA of Aspergillus tubingensis, 1902 nucleotides long. RefSeq names its product ERMES complex Ca(2+)-binding regulatory GTPase GEM1 (gene gem1). The transcript is spliced from 2 exons. The coding region runs from base 1 to 1902 and encodes 633 amino acids. Gene Ontology annotation, cellular component: plasma membrane; mitochondrial outer membrane. Gene Ontology annotation, biological process: mitochondrion organization; signal transduction. The record is from RefSeq and is a predicted model, not a curated record. Gene Ontology annotation, molecular function: GTPase activity; calcium ion binding; GDP binding. NCBI's taxonomy places the organism in Eukaryota, Fungi, Ascomycota, Eurotiomycetes, Eurotiales, Aspergillaceae.
AUGGCUACAGUGCGAAUCUGUGUCUGUGGUGAUGAGGGCACUGGCAAGUCCAGUCUCAUCACCUCCCUUGUGAAGGGGGUAUUCGUUACAAACAAGAUCCAGCCUAUCCUACCUCAAAUCACCAUCCCUCCUACGAUCGGUACCCCCGAGAAUGUCACCACAACGACGGUGGUGGACACCUCCGCUCUUCCGCAGGAGCGCAAUAAUCUGGCCAGGGAGAUCCGGAAGUCCAAUGUAAUCCUACUCGUGUAUUCGGACCAUUACAGCUAUGAGAGAGUCGCUCUAUUCUGGUUACCAUACUUUCGUUCUCUAGGGGUCAAUGUCCCCGUGGUACUAUGUGCGAACAAGUCCGAUCUCGCUGCAGAUCAUACCGAGGCCCAGGUCAUUGAGGAGGAAAUGCUACCAUUGAUGGCGGAGUUCAAGGAAAUCGACUCUUGCAUCCGCACCAGUGCCCGUGAACAUCGGAAUGUCAACGAAGCCUUCUUCCUCUGCCAGAAAGCGGUUACCCAUCCGAUCGCACCGCUGUUUGACUCCAAAGAAUCCUCCCUGAAGCCGGCAGCAAUCGCAGCGUUGCAGCGAAUUUUCUACCUCUGCGAUAAGGAUAGGGAUGGUUACCUCUCUGAUAAGGAGAUCAAGGACUUUCAAAUGAGAUGCUUUGAGAAGCCAUUGAGUGAGGAAGAUUUGAUUCACAUCAAGGAGACCAUACAGAGGACGCAUCCUCAUUCAGUGACACCCUCAGGCAUCGAUUGCCGCGGUUUCCUGCAGCUGAACAAGAUGUAUGCGGAAAAAGGCCGACAUGAGACUGUUUGGAUUAUACUACGAGCAUUCCAAUACACGGAUAAUCUAUCACUACAGGAGAACUUCCUUCACCCGAGAUUUGACGUACCCCCUUAUGCGUCGGCUGAGCUUUCGCCAGAGGGGUAUCGAUUCUUUGUGAACCUCUUCCUACUCUCAGACAAGGAUAACGACGGAGGCCUGAAUGAUGCGGAGCUGGCGUCGCUCUUUGCGCCCACACCGGGGUUGCCUGCUUCAUGGGCAGACGGUUCCUUCCCAUCCUCUACCGUCCGCAACGAAGCCGGCCAUGUCACCCUUCAAGGAUGGCUUGCGCAAUGGAGUAUGACUACUUUCACGUCGCCUAAGACAACAUUGGAGUAUCUAGCCUACCUGGGUUUCGAGUCGUCCGACCGGAGCAAUCCUUCUACAACAGCAGCGCUGAAGGUUACGCGACCACGAAAGAGACGCAAGCGUCCUGGCCGUGUGGGCCGCAAUGUUGUUCUUGGUCACGUCCUUGGGGCUGCAGGCUCAGGCAAAUCUGCACUCCUUGACGCUUUUCUUUCCCGUGGAUUCAGUACUACUUAUCGCCCCACGAUCCAGCCCCGAACUGCUGUGAACACAGUUGAGCUUCCGGGAGGGAAACAGUGCUACCUCAUCCUCGAUGAGCUCGGGGAACUGGAGCCUGCCCUCCUCGAGAAUCAGGUAAAACUGCUGGAUCAGUGCGAUGUCAUCGUGUACACGUAUGACUCGUCAGAUCCCGAUUCCUUUGCAUACAUCCCAGCGCUGCGCGCCAAAUAUCCUCACUUGGAGGAGCUUCCCAGUGUUUUUAUUGCACUCAAGGCAGACUUGGACCGGACUACUCAGCGGGCCGAAUAUCAGCCCCACGAAUACACUGCUAUGUUGAAUAUGCCGAGUCCUCCUCUUCAUGUCAGUGCCACUUGGAGCUCCAUCCAGGAGGUGUUUGUCCACAUAGCAGAAGCGGCAAUGGAGCCUAGUACGGCCUUCCCGCGGAGUGAGGAAGAUGUGGAAGGCAAAUGGAUGGCAUGGGGAAUUGCUCUUGGGGCAGUGGUUUGCGCUGGAGCGGCGGCCGUCAUGAUUUGGCGGAGAGUUAGUGGAAGCGGAGUGUGA